Molecule: messenger RNA, 1180 nt
Organism: Cercospora beticola
Lineage: Eukaryota; Fungi; Ascomycota; Dothideomycetes; Mycosphaerellales; Mycosphaerellaceae
Product: glucose-6-phosphate 1-epimerase
Biological process (GO): carbohydrate metabolic process
Cellular component (GO): cytoplasm
Molecular function (GO): carbohydrate binding; glucose-6-phosphate 1-epimerase activity
Source: RefSeq, a predicted model, not a curated record
CGACUGCCACAUUGAUCCACGUCCCUGCACGACACCAAGCUCGUUUCUGCAUACACACCGAUUGAACCAAAUAACAAACAGCGAAGAACUGGUGCCGCGAACUAUGGAUCGUCCUAACAAGCCAUCCGCUUUGGUUUCGCCUACCAGCUCUGGACCGCAGGCCAGCGUUUACGAAGAGAACGGCAAAGUCACCGCCACGCUGCCAACUGGCGACUCAGUUGAAGUUCUGCUGUACGGUGCAACCGUGGUGAGCUGGAAGAGCAAUGGCAAGGAGAGACUUUGGGUCAGCAGCGCCGCGAAGCUCGACGGCAGCAAACCAGUGAGGGGUGGCAUACCAGUUGUCUUUCCAUGCUUCGGUCCUCCACCAAAAGAUCAUGCCACCGGCAAACUCCCACAACACGGUUUCGCGCGUAACACAAGAUGGGAAUACAUGGGCAAGUCUUCGGCUGAAUCGUCCGUCCUUAGCAAAAAUCGUGGCGACGACAGCGUCAAGGUGGACUUUGGUCUGUCAGAUGCCAACUUGAGCGACGAGUUCAAGAAGGCCUGGCCGUACAAGUUCAGUCUGGUCUACUCGGUGACGCUGGGAAAGGAUGGCCUGCAGACUAUGUUGCACGUAAGGAACGACGGCACGCAGGCUUUCGAGUAUCAGAUGCUGCUGCACUCAUACUUUCGCGUCAAUGACAUCUCAAAGACGCAGGUCAAUGGCUUGGGCAGCGUGACCUAUGUGGACAAGGUCCUCAACGCUACCGAGCAUCAGCAGACUUCUCCUGGUCUGUCCAUCACUGGAGAGGUCGAUCGUGUCUACAAAUCGAUCAAACAGGACACCACCUCGAUUGUGGAGGACGGCAAGCCAUCGCUCGACGUCACUCGCGACAACAUCGACGACUGCGUGGUGUGGAACCCUUGGAUCGAGAAAGCCAAAGCAAUGGGCGACUUCGAACCAAAGGAUGGUUACAAGCAGAUGAUCUGCGUGGAAGUCGGAAGCGUGGCAUCUUGGCAGACUCUGGAGCCCAACGAUACCAGCGAGGGCGGCCAGGUCCUCAAGGCGCACUGACUGAGAAAGCGUGAUAAUGUGCUAUGAGAUGUCGACACGAGUAACGAGCAUGGCGCGCGAGUCGCGCCACAAAAAGACUUAGAACAGCAACGACUGAAUGACACGAAUGAUCCACUCUCUUCUACG